This is a messenger RNA of Scutellospora calospora, 2545 nucleotides long. The record is from the annotation of a GenBank genome assembly. NCBI's taxonomy places the organism in Eukaryota, Fungi, Glomeromycota, Glomeromycetes, Diversisporales, Gigasporaceae.
AUGACAUCUGAUAGCUCUUAUGUACGAAUUCAAUUUGAAGAUGAAAUUGCAAAUGAAAUAAAAAAAAUUUCAGAAAUUGUUUGCUCGCCUAAUAUGAAACAUGUUGCAGCAUUAGACGAAGAUAGCAAUAUUAGUUUUUGGUCUAUUGAUAAUGAAGACCAAUCUCCGAAGAAAGUUAAUACAAUUCAUAUUGAUACUAUUUGUACAAAAGCAAAAGGUGAUAGACUAUUUGCAAUUUCAGAUAACAUGUUUACUUCAAUUGGUCUCGAAAGAAUUAAUCCCUACAAUUUUAAAAUUUUCGAUUUUAAAACUGAAGAUGAGGUAAUGCUGACAUUUCCGGAUUGGCAAAAGGAAAUUGACUUCUUGUCCUUUAUUGAUAAUGGAAACAUAGUUAUGAUUAAUACUAAAUAUUACAGAGCAUAUAUUUUUUCAAGUAAAGAUGAUAUUCACUGGUUUUGUAAAUCAAUGGUUGAACUGAAAUAUUUUAAACAAAUUUACAUUACACUUAAAGGCAAAUUGAUUAUAUUUAAUGAUACGAUUUAUGAAAUCAGAGUAUGGGACAUUGAAACGUUAUCAGUCAAAACUCAUGCUUUAAUAGAGUGGAAUUGUACACUUGAAUCUGUUGAAAUUAGCGAUGAUGAAGAGUUAUUAUUAAUAUGUGCAAAAAGUGAGGCAACUAAAGAAACUCGUUUAUAUGUCUUUUCCACCGAAACUGGAAUAAACCUAGCAUUCUAUAGAUUUCACUUAAUCGCUUCUAGUAAAGGAGAAAGAUUAUUUUAUGUAUUAGACGAUCCACUUGAUAAAAAAUAUAACAUAAUGGAUCCUUACAAUCUUACAAAUCCAAUAGAUGCAAGUAAACUCUUUGAAAAUAACCAAGUUCAAGAACCAUACUUAAUUCGAUCAGAUAAAAUAAUUUAUAUAAUUGAUGGGAAAUUAUCAAUCAAAGAUUUGGUGCAGGAUAAUUCUUAUGAUUGGAUUAAAUAUUUACGAAGAGAACUAAAUGAUACAAACAGCAUUACAGCUCCAUCUAAAAAUACAUUUGAAAUUAUAAAGAAUAGUUUAAAUAAAGACUAUAAUGAUACUUAUAUUUCUUAUAACAAAGUAUUUCAAGGGGUUUAUUUAAAAUGGGAAUUAGAAUUCAGCAAUAAAUCAGUCAUGAUUACAGUGAUUGAAUUUGAUUAUCACAAGAAUGAUUGGAAUGAUAGUGAAAAAAGAAAAAUUGAAAUUCUUCCAUCUUUUUAUUCUGAUGAAAAAAAAUUUAUACUACACUGUGAAGUUCUUGAGAAUGAUGAUUUCUUUACGAUUACACAUAUUGGUGUAAUAAUUUGGACUUUUAAAUUUUCUAAAGCUACUAAGACGAAAAUCAUUAGCAUGCACUAUUAUUGGAAUGGUUUUAAUGACUGUUUAGAGAAAUUCGCAUUUGACCGUGACUUCGAUAAAUUUAAUCAUGAUCGUGACUUCGAUAAAUUUAAGCAUGACCGUGACUUCGAUAAAUUUAUGGUUAAGCAUCUCUUUGAGAGUUGGACUUCAGAAAGAAUUCUCCCUGCUUCAAGUUAUGAGACAAUUUAUUUUAAUUUAGAUGUUAAAUUUGGCGGAACUCCGCUUUUCUUAGAGUUUUUAAAAGAUAAUAUAAAUGAAGAAUUUUAUUUAACUUGUUAUGGAAAUAUUCUCAUGCGGACAUUUAGUUCAUUAAAGGAUGACAAAUGGAUUAGAACUGUAGGCGACAGCUGUAUUAAUAAGUGCUUGCAUGAUAAUAAUCAUUUGAUUUUUAAAAUUUCUUUGCUGAGUAUUAUUUUUGAAAACAUUGUUGAAUUAUCAGAAAACCAACCUGCAUUUAUAGCAAGUAUUUUUUCUAUGGUAGCAUUUGUAGUUCCUUCUACUAUAAUAAAUCAAAAAUCACAUUCUCUACACCUUUCCAGUUUUGGAAGAUACUAUCAUUUAUCUAGGACAUCAUCACUUGAUAUAUUAACUUCUAAUUUUUGGAACAGUAAUCUAUAUUUUCAAUUUCAAAAUGGCUUUCGUAAAUUUUUAAAUAGUUUACGUGCUUUAUUUAGUUGUUUUGAAAGUUUACUUUUGGUAUUAAUUUCUGUACCAUCUGUUGUAUUAUCUCCAUUACUUUUAUUAGUUAAUAGAUUUUAUUCUAUAAAUCAGAAUCCAACAAUAGUGCUUGCAUUUCCUAUACCAAACUUUGUUUCUUAUUCAAAAUAUUAUAAUUGGAAAGAAUUAAUACGACCUAUUCCCAAUAGUUUUAUAUCUUCAAACCAUCUUGAAAAGAUAAAUUACGAAUUUUAUAAAUAUUUAAAUGGGAGAGCAUUACUUGAGUUUAAAUGGAAAUUUUAUGGAAAAAAGUAUUAUUUAGUAAUGUGGGCAAUUUAUACAGUUUUUCUUUACAGUUUUAUUACUGUUUCUAGUUUAUCUAAUGAUAAUUCUCAAAAAAUUUUCUUAAUAAUUACCAUUAUUCUUGGAUUCUGGCAUCUAAUUUUUGAAAUUCGUUCAUUUAUAUAUUUUCCUCUAGGAUAUUUUUCAAGAAUUUGGAAUUAUCUAG